Pieris napi is the source of this 1519-nucleotide messenger RNA. It is a transcript of the gene Orc5, whose product is annotated as origin recognition complex subunit 5. Gene Ontology annotation, biological process: DNA replication initiation; DNA replication. Gene Ontology annotation, cellular component: nucleus; nuclear origin of replication recognition complex. Lineage: Eukaryota; Metazoa; Arthropoda; Insecta; Lepidoptera; Pieridae. Gene Ontology annotation, molecular function: DNA replication origin binding. The coding region runs from base 9 to 1466 and encodes 485 amino acids. The record is from RefSeq and is a predicted model, not a curated record. The transcript has a single exon.
CAACUGUCAUGAGUCAAGUCAACAGUCGGCAACAAUUACCAAUAAUUGAGAAGAUAGUUUCUGAUUCAUUACUAUGUUCUUGUGAAAAUAAUAUAAAUAUGGAAGAAUUAUACAAUCUAGUGCCUUGUAGAGAAAGUCAACUAAACGAUUUAGUUGAACUUUUAGGCGAUAACGGAGAAUCUUUACCGUGCUCGAUAUUCAUAAGUGGAAGUUUAGCCACCGGCAAAACUGUGUGUGUAAAUACAGUAUUAGACUAUUUGAAUUUAAAAUACGUUUUAAUUGACUGUAUUGAAUGUUAUUCAGCAAAAAUUAUGUUUGAAGAAAUUUUAAGAAUACAAGGAGACGAAGGCACAAAGUGUGAUACUUUAUCAGAUUUAAUUAAUAAUCUAAACCGUUUAUCCGAUAUAAUCAAAUACGAUCCAAUCGUUUUAGUAUUCGACAGAGCAGAAAGAUUAAGAUGUAUGGACCAUAGUAUAAUAUCCGCUUUCCUUAGACUGCGUGAAUUGUGUUGUCUUAAUAUUUGUACUAUUUUCAUAAGUCAACUUGUUUACGAUAACUUUUAUUUUAAAAUGGGUGUCAGGGAGCCAAUACAGUUAUAUUUUCCAAACUACACUAAAGAAGAACUAUUGAAAAUAAUUCUUCUAAAACAUGACGCAUUUGUUUACUAUUUGAAACAUAAUUAUGAAAUAGACAGUGACAUCAAUCAAGAACUUGAAAAGCCAGAGUUAUUUGCAAACUUUCUUAAUGCAUUCUUAAGCGUGUUCUACCGACCGUGUCGUGAUCUGAUCGAGCUGCAACACAUGGCGAAAGUAAAUUUUGUUAAAUAUUGUGAGCCAAUCAUAAAGAAAGAAAUAAAUGCGAGUGAUCUAUCAAAACUUUGGCGUCAUAUUGCUCCAAUAUUAAAAACAAGCCUAGAACUGCUAUAUUUAAGAAUAAGUACACAGAAUACAACAGAAAUAUCAAAUGAUAAAGAGAAUGACAUUCAACCUAAUUGUGAUUAUGAAAAUACCUUACAACUCUUAUCUACUAAGACAUUUGCCCAAAGCUUUGAAUUGCCAUAUUAUGCCAAAUUCUUACUCAUUGCAGCUUACUUAGCUAGCUACAAUCCACCAAAAGAAGACAAGCGAUUAUUUAUGAAAAAUCAUGGAAAACAAAGAAAAAGACUCCAACAAGUGCGAGCAAAAGCUAAAAUAACUGAAAAACUCAACACACAGCUUGGUCCAAAAGUCUUUAAUCUUGAUCGCCUUUUAGCAAUAUUUUAUGCAAUUUUAGAGGAAAAAAUUGGUUUAACAAGUAACUUAUUAGCUCAAAUUGCAACACUUGUUGAAUUAAAGCUCAUUGCUGGAAACAAAGAGGUUGAUCUGGAUUCUUCCAAGUAUAAAUGUAUUGUGGGCUAUGAUUUUAUAUCAGCAGUAGCCCAAACUGUUGGCUUUAAUGUAAGAAAAUAUUUAUAUGAUUUUAUUUAAAAAACUGCAUGUGUAAUUAUUUCUUCUACAAUAAAUAAAAUCUUACUGUUUUA